Messenger RNA from Spodoptera littoralis (African cotton leafworm), 1299 nucleotides. Lineage: Eukaryota; Metazoa; Arthropoda; Insecta; Lepidoptera; Noctuidae. The record is from the annotation of a GenBank genome assembly.
AUGAGCGCAGUCUUCAAAAGACUCGCUCCUAACACAAAACAUGCGGUCCGGUGGUAUUGUCCUACAAAGAAAACAUACGAAUGCAAGUUGCUGGUGGUCGGAGGCGGCGCCGGCGGCUGCAGCGUCGCGUGGCGCUUCGCCCGCAAAUUGAAGAACUGCUUGAUUAUGCUGGAACCUUGUAGGAUACACUACUAUCAACCAGCCUUCACACUGGUAGGGGCUGGCAUAAGGAAAAUGAAAGAGUCGUACAGGCCGCUUCCUAACAUUCUACCGCACAGUAUCACGUGGAUACACGACAGGGCUGAGGGCUUCUGUCCCAGCGAGAACAUGGUGGUCACAUGGAACGGCGACAAAAUAUACUAUGAGUACAUGGUGGUCGCUGUGGGCAUCAGGAAUGAUUAUGACAAGGUGUUAGGCCUGGUACAAGCUCUGGAUAACCCUCGGUGUCCUGUCUCCACGAUCUACUCUCCAAUGUACUGCAGCAAGACCUGGGAGAACAUAAAGAACUUCAAAGGUGGACAUGCGCUGUUCACGUUCCCCGUUGUAGGCGGUAAAUGUUCCGGUGCUGCUAUGAAGAUAAUGUUUUUAGCGCAAGAUUAUUGGAGAAAGAAAAAAAUUAUAGGCAAGACGAAUAUAACGUACAACACGGGUGCGGAGGAGAUAUUUGGCGUGCCGAAGUAUGCGGAUGCCAUCAGAACGCUGGCUGUCAGUCGUGGCAUCGUACCUAACUAUGGAGCUGACCUAGUAGAAGUGUCGCCUAGGGGAGCCGUGUUCAUGGGAGCUGGCGGAGAGACAAUAAGCUUCCCAUACAACUUGUUGCACGUGACUCCCCCGAUGGCUCCGCAGUACUGUCUGCAGAAGUGUGGGGAGCUGAGCAAUGCUGCAGGGUUCCUCGAUGUGGACGCGGACACGUUGCAACACAGGCGGUAUCCCAACGUGUUUGGGUUGGGAGACUGCACGUGUACGCCUAACAGCAAAACUGCUGCUGCUGUUGCUCCACAAAGCUACGUAGUGGAGCGGAACCUUCGCGACGUAAUGUCCGGCAAGGCUCCCUCCGCCAGGUACAACGGGUACGCGGCCUGUCCACUUAUCACAUCAUACAAGAAAGGACUGCUUGCAGAGUUCGUGUAUGAUAAGAAAAUAUGGGAGACGUUUCCUUUUGAUCAGGCAAAAGAACGUCGUAUAAUAUAUCAAAUAAACAAGUACGUACUUCCAUACAUUUACUGGAACUCACUGGUCAAAGGCAAAUGGAACGGCCCGGGAACUAUACGUAACAUCAUCAACCCACUGAGAAGAUGA